AUGGAGCUUACCUAUCGCUGGAAUUACAGAAGAUUGCUUCUUCCUCCUCUACCGCUCGUCGCUGCGCAAGAACUAGGGCAAACACCAGUUCAAACGAAUCUAGAUGUAGAUGUGAAGAGUGAGGUUCGGCACAUAAUAUUAUCUGUGAGCCUUUUAGUAAAUAUCAACAUAUUGGAGGGAGAGAUUCCUGCCAUGGCUUCCACUAUGGAGCAACAACAUAAGAAAACUAGGGAUCAGACUCUUCGUCCAAAUUGUGUAGGUAUUGAAAAGGUUGGAUCGAAAUCCGAGCACCUUAAUGGAGCUUUUGAUUCAUCCCGGGGCUGUUUGAGAAUUCUAAGGGUCCGGGGGUGCUGCUGUGAGCCACUUACAGCAGCACCAGCAGUUACACUAUAA
This is a messenger RNA of Striga asiatica, 393 nucleotides long. The record is from the annotation of a GenBank genome assembly. Lineage: Eukaryota; Viridiplantae; Streptophyta; Magnoliopsida; Lamiales; Orobanchaceae.